Molecule: messenger RNA, 3741 nt
Organism: Podarcis muralis (Common wall lizard)
Lineage: Eukaryota; Metazoa; Chordata; Lepidosauria; Squamata; Lacertidae
Gene: IMPA1
Product: inositol monophosphatase 1
Biological process (GO): signal transduction; phosphatidylinositol phosphate biosynthetic process; inositol metabolic process
Molecular function (GO): inositol monophosphate 1-phosphatase activity
Source: RefSeq, a predicted model, not a curated record
AGGACGACGGUGGGAUGCCGGCGAGUCCCUUCCUUCCGCUUUUAGCCGCGCCCCUUAGAAGAAAAAAAAAUACCGGUGGCUGCCUAAGAAAGAAAGAGGCGAGGAAGGAAGCACAUAACGGAGAGAGGUGCAAAGGUCAACAUUUUCCUCCCACGGAGGUUUUCGCCCGCCGGCUUUGUAGAUUUCCGUUUGAGGAGUUUGAUCUGAGCAGUGCUUCGAUUUGCUGACGAGAAAGAUGGCUGAUCCUUGGCAAGAAUGCAUGGAUUAUGCAGUUAUUUUAGCAAGAAAAGCUGGAGAGGUAGUCCGGGAAGCGCUAACAAAGGACAUAGCUAUCAUGAUUAAAAGCUCUCCAGCAGAUCUAGUGACUGUCACUGACCAAAAAGUAGAAAAUAUGCUUAUUUCUUCAAUAAAGGAAAAAUACCCUUCUCACAGUUUUAUUGGAGAAGAAUCUGUUGCUGCUGGUGCAAAAAGUACCUUGACAGAUAAUCCCACUUGGAUUAUUGACCCUAUUGAUGGAACGACUAACUUCGUUCACAGGUUUCCCUUUGUGGCUGUUUCAAUUGGCUUUGUUGUAAAGAAACAGAUGGAAUUUGGAAUUGUAUACAGCUGUGUAGAAGACAAAAUGUACACCGGCAGGAAAGGAAAAGGAGCAUUUUGCAAUGGGCAAAAGCUCCAAGUAUCAAAGCAACAAGAUAUUACAAAAGCACUAUUAGUGUCAGAGUUGGGAUCCAACCGUGAUCCAGAGGUUAUAAAAACUGUUCUUUCUAACAUGCAAAGACUACUGAACAUUCCUAUUCAUGGGAUUAGAGCAGUUGGGACUGCAGCCGUAAACAUGUGCCUGGUGGCAACAGGAGGAGCAGAUGCCUACUACGAGAUGGGCAUUCACUGCUGGGAUAUGGCAGGGGCUGGGAUUAUCAUUAUGGAAGCGGGCGGGGUGCUGCUCGAUGUCUCAGGGGCACCAUUUGAUUUGAUGUCAAGAAGAAUAAUUGCUGCAAAUAGCCAAGUACUAGCAGAGCGAAUAGCAAAAGAAAUUCAGAUCAUUCCCUACCAAAGGGAUGACGAAACAAAUUAAAUGUUAUAAUUGCACCAUCUCUGUUAUGGACAAUUCCUAUCAGCUGGUCUGUAUACUUAAAAAUAGCUUUUAAUGUGAAAUGCACCCUUUGUGCUAGGGCACGUGAUAUAGAUAUGUUGCUGAAUUCUGAUAUUUCAAAGCUUGAUGCUUCAGUCCUUCCCAAAGUUCCUAGAAAUGUGUUCUGUCUUGUGCAAACAGCACACAAGUAUUUUUUAAAAUAAUGUUUCAUUACCUUGUUUAUGUCUCUUAAAGGAGAACAUAUGGGGUGUGGUGGUGGGAUUUCUCCUUCAAACAUCUUGGGCCCAGAGACUCAUUCUGUAAUCUGAGGACCAAACUAGAUGUUACCUUUGCAAAUAAGUGGCCUCAAACUCAUGUUUGUCAAUACAAUCAUGGAGUGGGUGGGUGCAGGUGUUUGCAAGGACAGGUCAGCCAGCAGGUGGAGCAGAUGCAUAACUCCUGAACAGCCCACAGUUUCUCCUGCACAAUUUCUGUAGACUCUCUCUACAGCCAAACACAUUUUCUGACACAAGGCUAGAUGCGAUCAGAACUUGCUGGGGAGAAUCAGCAAGCACAUAUCUCCCUGCCAAGUCUUCCCUGCAAAGUUAGCAUUACGAUGGAAAAACUGCCCUGUUGUUUCCCUCGCAGUGUCCAGUUUGGCCACAAAACUUCUGCAUUUGCCAACUUCUGUUUUCUGUAUUUUCCACCUCAUAUUGUAUUUCAUAUCAACCUUGUUGAUACUGGCCUGAUCAGUAUCAUCUUUGAUAUGCAGAGCACAGGAUGUCAGAGUUGAAGUCAGGAUCCAGUUAACCAUUUUGAAAACAUUGUGUGUGAAAUGGUGGCAUAAAAGCAUAUGCUUAAAUCUCACCAACUGAAAUCUAUGGUACUUAAAAAUGUUUAGCUUUGGCUUUAUUAUUCUGCAGCUUUUCACAGAAUUGUGGUUUUUCCUUUCUCUUUCACAAUAAUUGUUAAAAGGUGGUUUAAAAGGGGAAAUUAUUACAUAGAUUCCAAAUGCAAAAAUGAAAUAAGACAGGCAUGCCCUCUUUUGAAUACCUAAUUAUUAAACUAGUGUAAAAAUGUUUGGCCAAAAAUCAUGGAACCGUUAUUGUCAAUAUGAGAGUAAACAUUUGGCUGAGUUUUACACUGAACAUUCUUCACAGGAAAUUUUUUUAUAGCCUUAUUUUGAUAAGUUUAUUUCCAGUUCCAGAUAUUUAUUUCUUGGUUUAUUUUGGAAGUCAGUGUUUGAUCAGCUGAAGUGGAGUAAGUAAUGAAACAAUACCUUUUUCAGGGGCAGCAGAAAGUCUUGUGGUGCAUUAAAGAGUGACUUAUGAAUCAAUUAGGGCAUAAGCUUGUGUAGGUUGUUUGCAGAAAGCAAGCUAUGGUGCAGAAAAACUUCUCUAAUAUAUUUGUUGGUCUUCUUUAAGAUGACAUAAGACUUUUUGUUACAUUUUCUGAUUAACACUCAUUCAGGGAUUUAUCUUUAAGCUGCAUGUGUCAGUCUUACGUACUAUAAAAUAUCUGACGUUUGCCAUCUGUUAGAAAGAAAUGUUUAACUGUAAAGAAGCAUUGGAAGGUGUAAGGAAGGUAGCCUUGUGGUGUCUAGAAAUAUUGACUUGACUCAUACAUUAAAGCUUGUACCUGCACAGAUGGAACUUUGACAGCCAAAAUGCUUUCAGUAUAAAAUACAGGUCUCCUGAUAGAACCAUAGCUCUGUUACUAGCAGUUUUCUGUGAUGAUUCACUUGGUGAUGCUAUUUCAGAUGUACAGGCAACCUGUUUGCAACCAUGGAGAAGUGCCACCAAUGUAAUAUUUGUAGGCACGUGGUUAAUGGUCCUCUGGUCUUCCGUAAUUAGAGCUUCCAUUAUGCUAGAUCUUCUAGUUCAGCCAUAACCAACAGGGCUUUUGGCCUAGUCACGUGAACCUCCGCCAUUGUCCUGAAACAUUAGGUUGCUAAUCUGGCACCCAUGGGUGCGCAUAUGGCCAGAGAAGGGCUUCCUAGCACCCACAGGGUCCUGUCUCAAUUCCUCCCCCUGCUGAAAUUAGGCUGCAAAUAAGCCUAAACCUAAUGGGAUAAUGAAAGCCUAACUUUUGCAAGGAGGUGUGCUCUUCCCAGAGAUUGCUGGGGAAGGAAGGUUAGCCCUAGCUCCUCUCUCCAGGAAAAUUGCCACCACCAUUAGAUUUUGGGGGUAGGGAGCAAAAACAAUUCCAUCAGGUAUAAUUGCUGGCGAGGAGGGAGGGUGUUAGUGAGUGUGCAUAUUCAUGCAGGGUUGUGGUACCCACACAACACAGUUUCUCCAUUUUGUACUUUUGCCCAUAGGCCCAAACAAGGUUGGCAACCCCUUCACCUAGUGUAUAGGAUUUAUCCCCAGUGUUUAGAUUUUAGCAGUGCAUGGACUAUAGUACCAGUGCAAGGGGACAACUCAAGUGUAAACUCUAGAGACAUUUCCUGUACUCCAACCGUCUUCAGAAUUUUACUUUUUCCAAGGUGCCAGAAUGAUUCUUUAGCAUAGCAGGCCAGAUAAAUUCUGAGCUUUUGUAUAAAAUCAUAGGGCGGGGGGCAGGUAAUGCUAAUAUUAAGAAGCUUUACUUUGUAAAGUUGAGAAUUGCUUUGAAAAGUGUUGUAGUAAUAUAUUUAAAAUAAAGUCCAGCUUUAUUUUUGGCUUUAAAAUGAC